ACUAACAUUGUUGUUUUCAUUUUGACGAGCCAAAAUUUUGUGAGCCAAUUUCGUUUUGCCAAAGAACAAGCUGUAUAAAUUGCUACCGCCCAGAAAAUUAGCACAAUUAGAGACCCCCUCCAUUGACAGAAGAGGCGGGUAGAAGUCAAAGUUCACCGGACCAAGUAAAAGCAAAGCGCGGAUAAAGCUGGAAAACAAAGAGGACCCUACAAUUUACCAUUAAUUGGAUUAGCAUUUUCCAAGUGCGACUACAAACCGGGAGCAAAAUUCAUUCGGGUCUGGCCCAGCAACGUGACCGAACCCCAGUGGUCCCCAUCCACGGAAAACCUAAGGACGCGAUACACCCAAGGAUCACACAUUAAGCCUUGAAACUUUAAAAGUUCCUUCAUAUACAAGGUUACCUUUGUUGAGAAUUUCAAGGUAUAGAGCCCCUAAGGUCUGGCCCUGCACCGAGACCGUACAAAAGUGGUCCUCAGCCACGAAAACGUUAUAGAAAGGACACGCUCGGGGAGCACAAUUACCGUUGGCGACCAGAACAACCCAACCAACGGGAAACCAGCAGCAGGACAAUUCAGUCAGGGGACUAGGGAGCCGGAUCAGGAAGAACAACGAAAGCGACAGCGACUCUGGCUUGGUUAUGCCCAUCGCCUGCCCUGGUACGCGGGUCGGGAACUGGGACUCGCGUGCUGCCUGCAGGCGAUCGACACGCUGAGGUUGACUUUUGGUCCGCGUCCGAGGCAACUGGCGCUGGCAAUGUCCCUGCUGGCCUACGCCGGCGAACCGGGCGAUUCCAGCGACACGGAGGCGGAGGCGGACGCCCUCGUCGACUUCACGGCCAUGUUGCGUCAGCGACAGCGGGAGUACGGCGGUUGGUUUGGCAGCGGCAGCAAGAUGCAGGCGGAGGAGCAGUCCGACCAGGGCUACUACCUCGAGCAGUAUGUCCUCGGUGUGCUGGACUUCAGCUCGCAGUAUGGCAUCGACUACAGCAUCUCGUACACGGCGGCCAACGUGAUUGGGCGGCCAACAAAGUAUCCUGCCUACGGCGACUAUCCCGAGACCUUUCCCAUGGUGAGUCGGUCUGGUGCUGGUAGAAACACCCGUUCAGACUUCCCCUUCAACUCUCGCCCGCAGCGCACCUACGGCGACUGGUGGCAGCGGGCUCCGUCAGCCACGCGGGAGAUUCAGCCGCAGAAUCUACCGAAGCUGGCCACUCACGACUAUGUUGUUGUGUACUUUGAGGAGUUUGUCGUGCCGACGGAAGUGGCCAUCUUUGAGACCUUUAAUCCAGGCGCCGUAGUUCGAAUCUGGGCCUACAGCCUCACCAAACACUGGACCUGUCUGUGGGAGGCCACUGAAGAGGAUCUAGCAAGACCGCCGGCAGACUCGCGUCGCUUUGCGCCGCCACUUAAGAAAACCAACUUGAUGACGAAAACGCUGCGCAUAGACUUCAACCACAGCAGGCUGAACUAUUACACAGAAAUCGAUGCCAUAAUGCUGUGCGGUCGCACCGUCUUCCAAGCGCAAAAGCUCAUUGGCAAGGAGAAGCGGAUGCAACAGCGAUCGCAGAGGCAAUCACUUGCGGCGGAAGUUCUUGGACAUUCGCCACCCCACGAAGGCAGUGGUGGAACCAUAAGCAACAAGCUGCGCACGCUGAAUUUCCAACCGAAUGUCGGCGAAGAUGGAGCCACCAAGCUGCACGAGUUCAUCAACAACGAUCUGAGCCAGUUCCUGAUGGAGAAUCGGGUGGAGCCCCCGGCGCCGCCGCAAAUCUGCCUUACUGAUCUGCCUUUCGAGAUCCUCCUGCGCAUACUCAGCUACCUGGACCUGAAGUCCCUGUUUCGCGUGGGCCAGGUGUCGCGCAUCUUCUACGACAUCUCCACGCAUCCGCUGCUCUACGCGGAGCUCAGCUUGAAGCCCUACUGGCAUGUGGCCAGCUCGGAGUUGCUGUGCACCCUGGCCCGUCGGGCAACCAUGUUGCGGAAGCUAGACUUAUCCUGGUGCGGCGGUCUUGGCAACGUUUCGCCCACCGAGUUUAAGAAAUUCCUCACCCAACGCGGCGAUAAUCUUACCCACCUGCGACUAAACUCCUGUAAAUUUCUCAAUGCUAGCUGCAUUGAAAACGUGGGCAUAGUCUGUGAUAAUCUAAUAGAGUUGAGCCUGCGCAACUGCGCUACUGAUCCGCCGCUGCUAAAUUUCUCCUGUCUUGCCAACCUCAAGAAUCUGGAGCGUCUCGAUCUCUUCCAAACGGCCUUUGAAACGGAACUUCUGCUGAGCAUGCUCGAGGGCAAUCGCAAGCUGAAACACCUGAAUUUGGCUUUUUGUGGUGUCUCGGUAAACAUGGAUAAUGUGGCCGCCCAUUUGGCCACCUACAAUACGCAGCUGAUCUCUCUGGAUCUUUGGAAGGCGCAUUUUUUGUCAGCCCGAGGACUCCAGUCGCUGGCGCGCCUUCAUCAGUUGGAGGAGCUCGAUUUGGGCUGGUGCUUAAGGGAAGCAUCUCUCGGAGAUGGCCUGUUCCAGCUGCUGUCCAACUGCCCCAAGCUGAAAAAGCUAUUCUUGUCGGCGGUCCGGGGAACUACCGAACGCGAUCUCAUGCAUAUUGCCGCACUGGGCAAGAAUCUGGAGCAACUUGACCUCAUGGGCAUUCUGAACAUAACGCACGAACGUGUUUAUGACAUUUUGGUUCACUGUCCCAAGCUUCAAUUGCUCGACCUGAGUUUCUGCGAUAAUAUCAUGGAUCGUGAUUUUGAUUUGUUGUCAGAUUGGUCGCGUCAAUUUAACGUGGACAUCAAGAGCAGCCGACAUCACUAGCCCUGAACUGGAAAAUUGGAAAUCGGACAAUGCAGUUUUAAUAGCUAUUAUCCCUGGUACCAUGAUCAUUGUACAUUUAGAUCCUUUUAUGUGUGUCAUUCUGUCUCUCUGUUUAUAGUUAAAUGUUAUCUACGUACUGUUAUAAAUAUAAUACAUUUGAUAUAAA
Molecule: messenger RNA, 2974 nt
Organism: Drosophila ficusphila
Lineage: Eukaryota; Metazoa; Arthropoda; Insecta; Diptera; Drosophilidae
Gene: Fbxl4
Product: F-box/LRR-repeat protein 4
Exons: 9
Coding region: 754-2808 (684 amino acids)
Biological process (GO): SCF-dependent proteasomal ubiquitin-dependent protein catabolic process
Cellular component (GO): SCF ubiquitin ligase complex
Molecular function (GO): protein binding
Source: RefSeq, a predicted model, not a curated record